Messenger RNA from Fusarium mangiferae, 597 nucleotides. RefSeq names its product putative rho GDP dissociation inhibitor. Gene Ontology annotation, molecular function: protein binding; Rho GDP-dissociation inhibitor activity. Gene Ontology annotation, biological process: Rho protein signal transduction. Gene Ontology annotation, cellular component: cytoplasm; membrane; cytosol. The coding region runs from base 1 to 597 and encodes 198 amino acids. The transcript has 3 exons. The record is from RefSeq and is a predicted model, not a curated record. Lineage: Eukaryota; Fungi; Ascomycota; Sordariomycetes; Hypocreales; Nectriaceae.
AUGGCUUCUCACGACGAUGAUACUAUGCCCGAGGAGACUCAGGGCUACAAGCUCUCUCAGCCUAAGCAGAGUCUGGCUGAGUACCAGCAGAUGGACGCCGGUGAUGAGUCUCUCCAGCGAUACAAGGAGUCCCUCGGUCUCGGCGGUGGUACUGACAUCUCCGACCCCAACGACCCCCGAGUCUGCAUUAUUCUCUCCCUGACCAUGGACUCUCCUGGCCGCCCUCCCGUCACCAUCGAUCUCUCUACCCCCGGAAGCGAGACCACCCUCAAGGAUAAGCCUUUCAACAUCAAGGAGGGUGCCAAGUUCACCAUGAGCGCCAAGUUCAAGGUCCAGCACGAGAUUCUCAGCGGUCUCCACUACGUCCAGGUCGUCAAGCGAAAGGGUAUCCGAGUCUCCAAGGACUCCGAGAUGAUUGGCAGCUAUGCUCCCAACACUGAUAAGCAGCCCACCUACGUCAAGAAGUUCCAAGAGGAGGAGGCACCUAGCGGCAUGCUUGCUCGUGGUCACUACAACGCCAUCUCUAGCUUCGUGGACGACGAUAAGAAGAAGCAUCUCGAGUUCGAGUGGAGUUUCGACAUCGCCAAGGACUGGUAG